AUGCCCGGGAUUGAUCCACAUAUCGCGUGUCACGAGCUCAACAUUGAUCCAACGUAUAAGCCAAUCAAGCAGAAACGCCGAAAGCUCGGACCAGAGAAAGCACAAGCCGUGAACAAUGAGGUCGAGCGUUUACUCAAAGCCGGAUCCAUCACCGAAGUCAAAUACCCAGAUUGGUUAGCAAACCCCGUGGUCGUAAACAAGAAGAAUGGUAAAUGGAGGAUCUGCGUCGAUUUUACCGACCUCAAUAAGGCGUGUCCGAAAGAUAGCUUUCCGUUACCUCAUAUCGAUCGCCUCGUGGAAGCAACUGCCGGGAACGAACUACUCUCGUUUAUGGACGCGUUCUCCGGGUACAAUCAGAUUCUAAUGCACCCGCAAGAUCGGGAGAAGACAUCGUUCACCACGGAUCGUGGCAUAUACUGCUACAAGGUCAUGCCCUUUGGCCUGAAAAAUGCUGGAGCAACGUAUCAACGACUGGUAAACCGGAUGUCCGUGAGUCAGCUCGGGCAAACUAUGGAAGUUUACAUCGAUGAUAUGCUCGUAAAGUCACUCGUCGCCUCCGAUCACGUCGGCCAUCUUCGCACAUGUUUUGAUAUCUUGGAUCAGUAUGGUAUGAAGCUAAAUCCAACUAAGUGUACGUUCGGCGUGACAUCCGGAGAGUUCCUCGGAUACAUUGUUACACGGCAAGGCAUUGAAGCUAAUCCAAAGCAGAUCGCCGCUAUUCUCGAGCUUCCGUCACCAACAACCAAACGUGAAGUUCAGCGACUUACCGGACGGAUCGCAGCACUUAAUCGAUUCAUAUCCAGAUCGACGGAUAAGUGCUUACCUUUCUACCAACUUUUUCGCGGUAACAAGCAUCUCGAAUGGAAUGAGAAGUGUGAGGAAGCCUUCGCCGAGCUAAAGAAAUACUUGUCCACUCCUCCAGUUUUAUCCAAACCAGAAACCGGCGAGACACAUUAUCUUUACAUCGCGAUUUCAGAAUUCGCAGUCAGCAGUGUUCUCGUUCGAGAAGAUCGCGGCGAACAGAAGCCAAUUUUCUACACAAGCAAGUCCCUUGAUGGAUCGGAGUAUCGCUAUCCGACUUUGGAGAAAUUCGCCUUUGCCGUGGUCAUUUCAGCACGGAAGCUACGCCCGUACUUCCAGUCUCACGCGAUCGUGGUCCUAACCGAUUACCCUCUUCGUACUUUCCUUCAUAGCCCAAGUCAGUCCGGACGACUCGCUAAGUGGGCUAUCGAACUCAGUGAAUAUGACAUCGAAUACCGCGGCAGAACAGCAACGAAGUCUCAAGUCCUAGCAGAUUUCUUGGUCGAACUCCCACCGGAGCUCGUCGAAGAUAAGCCGGUCGUACAACCCUGGAUUCUUCACGCCGAUGGUUCAUCGUCCCAUAAAGGAUCCGGAGUCGGAAUUCGUCUAAAAUCACCCGAAGGAGAAGUUAUCGAGCAGUCGUUUCGUCUCGGCUUCCCAGCAUCCAACAACGAAGCCGAGUACGAAGCAUUGAUUGCCGGACUACGACUCGCCAAAGGCAUCGGCGCCGAGCACGUACACGCCUUCUGCGACUCUCAACUCGUGGCUAACCAGUUUCACGGCGAAUACGAGGCCAAGAACGACCGCAUGGACGCAUACCUCAAAGUCCUUAAGGAUGUCGCUUCGGAGUUCUCUACCUUCGAGCUUACAAAGAUACCUCGAGAUGAGAAUGCAACCGCCGACGCCUUAGCCGCUCUCGCGACUAAUUCCGAUCCUGACCUUCGGCGAACCAUCCCAAUUGCGGCAAUUGAGCGACCAAGUAUCGAGCCCGCUCCGAACUGCAACAUCAUUACAAGACGACGUGACUACAAAAACCAACCCAAUCUCGCCCCACCACUCACCCGGAAGACGAAACCCAAAGAGGUCAUUCCCGAUCACGACAACGAUACGGACGAGCUCAAUGGUAAUGAAUCCGAUCCCGAAGACGAAUCUGAAGGACAACACGUUCCAAUCGAUAUCGAAGCCGAAGGCGAGGACGUACCCGAAGAUUGGACCUUAGAAAUCGUGGGAUACAUCGGAGACGGAACAGUUCAUGUGGAUAAAUGGGCAGCUCGGCGCCUUAAGGCUCGCGCAGCUCGAUAUGUGGUCAUUAAAGGUACUCUUCUCAGAUGGGAUGCUUCCGGUGUACUUUUGACUUGUGUUCACGGCAACGACAUCAUGGAAGUAAUGCAGAAGGUUCACGAAGGAGAAGGAGGCAAUCACUCCGGAGCUCGGUCUUUGGCAUUCAAGAUCAAAAAAGCUGGCUAUUAUUGGCCCACUAUGCUCUCUGAUUGCGAGAAGUAUACGGCACGCUGCGAGAAGUGCCAACGUCAUGGUCCGAUGAUCAAUCUUCCUACCGAGCUCCUGAUGACCUCGACCGCACCAUAUCCUUUCAUGCGCUGGGCAAUGGACAUCAUCAGUCCCUUUCGCCGAUCUACAACCCAAAAGCAGUAUGUUCUGGUCGUCACGGAUUACUUCACCAAAUGGGUCGAAGCCAAAGCAUACCCCGAGAUCCAUGGAAUUGAUGUCAAGAAGUUCGUCUGGAAGUUCAUCAUCUGCCGACACGGAGUCCCGUACGAGAUCGUUACGGACAACGGAACCCAGUUCACUUCGAUCAUUUUCCAAGAUUUUUGCGCCAAGUGGAAAAUCCGACUAAGUUUCUCUACCCCGCCGUACCCGCAAGGAAACGGACAAGCCGAAGCCACAAACAAGACCAUCAUUGACGGACUAAAGAAACGACUCGAUACCGCUAAGGGAACCUGGGCGGACGAACUUGACGGCGUCUUGUGGUCUCACCGAACUACACCAUGA
Messenger RNA from Eutrema salsugineum, 2811 nucleotides. RefSeq lists its product as uncharacterized. The transcript has a single exon. Bases 1 to 2811 code for a protein of 936 amino acids. Gene Ontology annotation, molecular function: nucleic acid binding; RNA-DNA hybrid ribonuclease activity. Gene Ontology annotation, biological process: DNA integration. Lineage: Eukaryota; Viridiplantae; Streptophyta; Magnoliopsida; Brassicales; Brassicaceae. The record is from RefSeq and is a predicted model, not a curated record.